GCUCGAAGGCCGGGGCGGGGCGGAGAAGAGGACUGGGUGGGGAAGCUCGGGGCUCCCGGGACGCCGGAGAACUUGGCGGUACGCGGCUCAGGCAGUCAGGGGCGGGGCGGCGCGAAGGAGGUGGGGCGUGCGGAGGCCUGGACGGCGCCCGCAGAGUGCAGUGAGGCCAGCUAAGCUCUGAGUAUCAAGCACGCUCUGCGCCCCGCACCCCACUCCCGCAGCCCCGGAGCCCCCGCCCCGCGCCCACCAUGCCGGAGCAGCUCAGCGUCGCAGAGUUCCUGGCCGUCACCGCCGAGGACCUCAGCUCCCCGGCCGGGGCCGCCGCCUUCGCCGCCAGGAUGUCCCGGUGCCGGGGGGCGGCACUGGCGCGGGAGGAGAUCCUGGAAGGAGACCAGGCCAUCCUGCAGAGGAUAAAGAAGGCUGUGCGGGCCAUCCACAGCUCUGGCCUCGGCCACGUGGAGAACGAGGAGCAGUACCGAGAGGCCGUGGAAUCCUUAGGCAAUAGCCACCUGUCCCAAAACAGUCACGAGCUGUCUACCGGCUUCCUGAACUUGGCCGUGUUCACCCGUGAGGUGGCUGCACUCUUUAAGAACCUGGUUCAGAACUUGAACAACAUCGUCUCCUUCCCGCUGGACAGUCUGUUGAAGGGGCAACUGAGGGACGGGCGGCAGGAUUCCAAAAAACAGCUGGAGAAGGCGUGGAAGGACUUCGAAGCCAAAAUGACCAGGCUGGAGAAGGACAGGGACCGGGCCAGGGCGACAGGAGGGAACCCUGGGGAGGUGGCCCAGGACACACACAGAGAGCGGCGCGUCUUCCAGCUGCACAUGUGCGAGUACCUGCUCAAAGCCGGGGAGAGCCAGAUGAAGCAAGGUCCCGACUUCCUGCAGAGCCUCAUCAAGUUCUUCCACGCCCAGCACAACUUUUUCCAAGAUGGCUGGAAGGCUGCUCAGAGCCUGUCCCCCUUCAUCGAGAAGCUGGCAGCCUCGGUACAUGCACUGCGCCAAGCCCAAGAGGAGGAGCUGCAGAAGCUGACCCAGCUCCGAGACUCCCUCCGAGGGAUGCUGCAGCUUGAGAACAGAGAGGAGAACACGAGCCGGAAGAACUCAGGGUGUGGCUACAGCAUCCACCAGCACCAAGGCAACAAGCAGUUUGGGACGGAGAAGGUGGGCUUUCUAUACAAGAAAAGUGAUGGAAUUCGAAGAGUCUGGCAGAAGAGGAAGUGCGGAGUCAAGUACGGCUGCCUGACCAUCUCACACAGCAUGAUAAACCGGCCCCCGGUGAAGCUGACCCUGCUGACGUGCCAAGUGAGGCCGAACCCCGAGGAGAAAAAGUGCUUCGACCUGGUGACUCACAACAGGACGUACCACUUCCAGGCGGAGGACGAACAUGAGUGUGAGGCGUGGGUGUCAGUGCUGCAAAACAGCAAGGACGAAGCUCUGAGCAGUGCCUUCCUCGGGGAGCCCAGCGGCUGCCCAGGGCCCUGCGGGAGUGCUGGGCUGGACGGGGAGCUCCAGGACCUCACCAAGCUGCUCAUCGCGGAGGUGAAGAACAGGCCUGGGAACGGCCAGUGCUGCGACUGCGGAGCUGCAGACCCCACGUGGCUCAGCACCAACCUGGGCGUGCUCACCUGCAUCCAGUGCUCUGGCGUCCACCGAGAGCUGGGCGUGCGAUUCUCGCGCAUGCAGUCCCUCACCUUGGACCUGCUGUGUCCCUCCGAACUGUUGCUGGCCUUGAACAUCGGAAACACACGCUUCAAUGAGGUCAUGGAAGCCCAGCUGCCCUCACAUGGCGGCCCUAAACCCUCAGCUGACAGUGACAUGAGUGCCCGCAGGGACUAUAUCGUGGCCAAGUAUGUGGAGCACAGGUUUGCCCGGCGGUCCACACCGGAGCCUCAGAGACUCUGGAUGGCCAUUUGUAACCGGGACCUCCUGUCGGUCCUGGAGGCCUUCGCUAACGGGCAGGACUUCGGACAGCUGCUGCCGGGGCCGGAGGGGCAGGCACCCGGAGAGCUGGCCCUGCACUUGGCUGUCAGAGUCGCCACCCAGGCCUCCCUGCCCCUGGUGGAUUUCAUCGUUCAGAAUGGCGGUCACCUGGACGCCACAGCUGCCAAUGGGAACAGUGCCCUGCACUACGCUGCUCUCUACAACCAACCCGACUGCCUCAAGCUGCUGCUGAGAGGAAGAGCUUCCGUUGGCACAGUGAACGAUGACGGAGAGACAGCUCUGGACAUAGCCAGGAGGAAGCUGCACAAGGAGUGUGUGGAGCUGCUGGAACAGGCCCAGGCUGGGACCCUCGUCUUCCCUCUGCACGUGGACUACUCCUGGGGAAUUUCUGCAGAGCCUGCCUCUGACAGUGAGGAGGAGGAGGAAGAGAAGGGCUGCCCUCUGAAGGCCCCGGCCCCGGUCCACUGCGCCAGCGGGAGGAUGGACAUCAGCAACAAGACCUACGAGGCCCUCACCAGCCUGGGAUCUGCUGCCCCUCAGAGCCAGAGUGAGGACUGCCCCCCACCCUUGCCGGUCAAAAACCCUUCUCGGGCCAUGGUCCAGGGCCGCACGGGACAUACCAGUGGAGAUCAUUCCGAAGCCCCCAGCCUGAGCUCAGAGCCUCCUGGGGCCCCUGAGAGCCAGGGCAGUCCGACGUCCUCCACCUCUAGCCUUACCAGCCCCGUGGAACUUGGGGGUGGCACCCAAACCCCACCCAGCUCUGAAGAGGGCACCUUGGAAGCCCCGAGCACCUCCCGACCCAGCCUGACACCUGGAACCACCCCUGCGGAGACGUGCGCCCCUGUCAGGUUCAGCUCCGAGAGCACUCGCUCCUAUCGGCGGGGGGGCGCCAGAAUGGAAGAUCACUCCUCAGCCAGGCAGCCCCUACCCAGAAGGAGCAUGUCAGUUGGCUUCACUGAAGGAGGAGGCUUAAGAACCGGGGUUCUCCCAGCAAGUUCUGUGCAGCUCUUGCAAGACUAGCUCCUCGCUGGCCCCCGACGAUCAGAGCUGGGACUUGCGCCCACAAGACUGGGGAGCCGAGGUGUUCAUUUCUCUGGGUCUUGCUCUCUCUGUCCCUGUGCCCCUGAGGCUGGCCUGCCUCCCUGCCGCGGGCCCCCGCCCCUGCCGACGACACCACGUUAGGGCUGAUGGUGGUUCUUUCCCCUCUAUCUCAUUAACUGCGCCCCCGCUGGUACAGGGGGCCCUUUGGCUGGAUCUGAGUGCCCCUGAGCUUGCUUCCACUGCAGACCCUCAGCCUUCAGCCCCCCACGGGACCAAGGCUCUGCUUCCUCCUUCAGUCUGGGGGUGUCCCAAGAAUAGGGCCAGCCUGCCUUCAUCGUCCUCCAGACCAGGGACCAUCUCCUUGUCCAUUCAUCAGUGCUUUCUUCCUGAGUUCUGGCUCUAGGCCCAGACCUGUACCAGGCACUGCAGAUGCCACAUGGAUGAGACGAGGGCCCUGCAGACGUGGCCCCUCGCGGGGACGCUGGUCCCAGGGCUGAGCUAGGGAAUGGGCGGGGCAGUGGUGUGGGGGUCGGGGCCGGCCGACGCGACACGGCAGCUGUCCACAGCCCGUAUGCACUCUGGCCGGUCCGUGUCCGGGCCGCCCUCACUGCCUGUUAACUAAACAUUCUGAGUGUCACUCCUUGUCAGGGACAGGACAGCCCUCCUGGGACCCCUGCCGUAUUCCCAGCCAGGAAGCAGAGUAGGACUCGCCCCCGUUGCCGGGUCUCCUUGACUUAGCAGGAUGCGUCCUGGGCGAUGGCUUCUCGCUUCUCUCCGCUUUCUCUUGGUUGACUCGGGAGCCUUCCAGUCUCGGGAAGGAAGGGUCAGGACAGGUGACAGGACACUGACAGGAAUGGGAGGGCGGAGACGAAACGGUUCUGCUUCCCAGUGCCGGGAGUUCCACCCAGGCCUUCAGCCACCUAUUAGAAAACAGGCCCACGAAGCCCUCAUCAGGGUCUAACUCCCUCGCUUUACAGCGGCCGAUGGGCCUGGCCAUGGAGGGGAGGCCGGGGGGUGGCAGUGGCCAGCACUGUGGCGGGCCGUUUGCCCUGGACGUUCUGGCUCUAGGUCCGAGGUCCGAGGCCAGGUCAAAGGUCUAGGUCCGAGGUCUAGGUCCGAGGUCUAGGUCAAAGGUCCGAGGUCCAAAGGUCCAAGGCAAAGGUCCGAGCGCAGACCGACUGCUCUGCGCUCCCCGGUGGCAGAGCUGUCUUCCGGCCCCCGGGGCCCACACUUGUUCUUCCAUUCAUCUCUAAUAAAAAAAAAAAAAUGUC
Messenger RNA from Phyllostomus hastatus (greater spear-nosed bat), 4255 nucleotides. RefSeq names its product ArfGAP with SH3 domain, ankyrin repeat and PH domain 3 (gene ASAP3). Lineage: Eukaryota; Metazoa; Chordata; Mammalia; Chiroptera; Phyllostomidae. Gene Ontology annotation, cellular component: cytoplasm; focal adhesion. Gene Ontology annotation, biological process: positive regulation of GTPase activity; cell migration. Gene Ontology annotation, molecular function: protein binding; GTPase activator activity. The record is from RefSeq and is a predicted model, not a curated record.